This is a messenger RNA of Trypanosoma conorhini, 1011 nucleotides long. RefSeq lists its product as uncharacterized. The coding region runs from base 1 to 1011 and encodes 336 amino acids. The transcript has a single exon. NCBI's taxonomy places the organism in Eukaryota, Euglenozoa, Kinetoplastea, Trypanosomatida, Trypanosomatidae. The record is from RefSeq and is a predicted model, not a curated record.
AUGCUGGGCCCGGCGUCGGAUAUUGUGCAGAAUGAAUGGGCCGGCCGGCUUCAAAUCGUUAUGGCGUGCGGCGAGGAAUCGGCCGAGAUCUUCCGCAUCUUCCACGGCGACAUCCACCAUCUGCUCCGUGGCACCAACACGAGGCUAAAGGCGUGCAGCGAUAGGCUCUCCGAUAGCCUCGGCACCGUGCGAGCCCUUCGCAGGGCAGUGGAAGAGCAUGAGAGCAGCCAGCGGCGGAGGCAAAAGGAGUUGUUGGCCGAGGUCGCCAAGCUCCGCGCGGAACUACAGCAGCAACGCGAGGAAAACAAACGACUCGUGUCAACCGCGUCAGGCCCCGCCUACGAUGAACACGUGGUUCGUGCCUUGUCGAGUUCGUACGAAAAUGAGUUGGAGAUGCUGCGCACGCAGAUUGCGACGAUGAAGGUCGAUUGUGUGGACAGUCAAUUAUCGAGCGCCUGGCUGAGAAAUGAAUUAACCCUUAUGGAGCACUCCGUGCCGUCUUUUUCGCAUGCCGAGGCCACGCCCGCUGGCGCCAUCCCGGACGGCGCGAAUGACUUUGCGGAGGCUAAAGGCAAACGCCUGACUUCGCACUCGCCGUGGGUGUUGCGUCCAUCUAUCGAUCGGUCCCCGAAAAAACACAACUGUCCUCCGGUGGACACGAGUUGUAGCCUCGAAAGUGAACGCAUAAUACGACAGGAUUACCUUUUUCUGAAGCUUGCACGUCACUGGAGCCGUCUCUAUUGCGUGCUGAGCCAAACGAAGGCACUUUUGUUCUUCGACAGCCCUAAUGACGUUUCACAGACCCGCCACAUCGUUACUCUCCACUCGAUCAAGCGUGUGAGACCGGUGUCUUCCCCGCCACAGACAUUUGCGAUACAACUUGAGCACGACAAGGCGACAGGGGGCCAGUGCGUAGAAAUUGCUUUUAGCGACAAAACUGAAAGAUCCUUGUGGCUCUUCCUGCUGAUCACCCAAAUUCCUCGGGCUGCGAACCAGAGAAGCGCCACAUGA